This is a messenger RNA of Aspergillus fumigatus Af293, 960 nucleotides long. NCBI's taxonomy places the organism in Eukaryota, Fungi, Ascomycota, Eurotiomycetes, Eurotiales, Aspergillaceae. The record is from RefSeq and is a predicted model, not a curated record.
AUGCCAUCAUCCAAGCGGGUAAGGCCUCCAAUACGUCUCAGAAUUCUCAUCGGAAUUGCGCCUUACUCAUUUCAUCCUGAGCAUUUAGAUCGCAAAAAGAGAAAAAAUGAAGAACUCGCAAGCAAAAUUCUUGGUAAAAACAGAAAGACGGUCGCCGCAGGCGCGGGAGCUGGAAUCAAGGCUCAGAAAACGAAGCCAGGGAGUCUCGCCAGUCGGAUUGGUGUUGUAAAGCCAGCGCCGGUACGAGCAGCGGACUCGCAACCAAAACGCGCCAGCAAGCGUCGCCCAGAUGAAGAACGCCUUCUCUCAGCGCUCAACCCAGCGAAUGGACAAUCAACGGUGCGCGACAAUCCAGUUGGUAUAACUAUUCGAGGAGCAGGGUCAGGAUCUUUCGUCGUGAUUGGGAGCAAUUUCGCUCCUGGCACCACAGCAGCAGACAUCCAAUCCGCUAUUGAACCGUUAUCGGGACAGAUAUUGAGCUGUUGGAUCACCUCGCAGCAUCCUACUGUCACGGCCGAAAUCACGUACGCCGACAAAUGGGCCGCAGAAAAAGCCAUUGCCAACUUCCACAACCAAAGGGCUGACGGCAGAAUUCUGUCCAUGCGGUUCAAGCACAUCACGCCCGAACCGACACCAUCUCAGCACGUACAGAACCCUCAGUCCUCCUUCAGCAAUUUACGAGAGCAAGCAGAUCGCGAGCGACGUCUAAACCGGAAAGCUGAACCUACCGUGCAGGAUGGAAGGUACGGUUUCGCUGAAGGAGAUGACCAAUUGCUUUCUCACGGCGAUUCUCGGGGCAAUGGCCGUUCCAACAGGCGCAAUGCGAGAGGCAACCGAGCGUACGGACGAGCUGGGAGGCAAACAAACCAGAAUACACAAGAGACUGGGCUUUACAGCGACCAAAUGAUGGUUGAUCCACCCACGCAGAACUCCAGUCAUAGGGGUGGACGGUACCGAUGA